CUAAACAAACCAACAAAAAAAAUCUUGGUAUUCAUUUGAUUAAAAAAUUAAAAUGAAUUUUACGUCAUUUAUGAGCGGUAGAGGGUACCGAGUUCUAAAUUAAUUUUUUUUUUGUUUUCGGAUCAUUGAUUGGUGGUUAUGUCCAGCACCAUAUGCUUGCAUUCAUGAUCUGAGCAAAAUAUUUGAAAAUAAACAAUUCGCUUAUAUAAAAAAAAAUAGUUUAAAAUGGAUUCAUUCAGCGAUGCACAAGAUUUACUGGAAAAUCUUCAACCAUCCGAUCAUGAUGAUGGUAUUUCACUGAACCAUGAACAGACAACAACAAAUAAUACGGAUUUAUUAACCAAUGUAAAUAACAAUAAUUCAUUAUUUGCCCAUCACCAUCAUCAACAACAACAAGAGCAAUCAUAUCGUUCUGCGAAUAAUCAUAAUAACAAUGGCCACAAUUGUGGUGAUGAAAAACCAUCCAACAGUGAUAAUGAAAAUGAUCAUCGAAUGUUGACGAUUGUAAUGUCAAACGAACAUCCAGAACAACGACAAUCAUCGCCGGUAGCAACAGCCAUACCGGCAACACAAUUGGCAAAUGUUGAUAAAUCACAAAUUUUAACCAUGAUCCAUUUGUUGAAAAAAUAUAAUUUUAAUGCAACGGAAAAAAUUCUAUUGAAAGAAACGGCGAAUUUUAUCAAUGAUGAUGAUAUUAAAAAUUUGGCCAAUGUAGACCCGUUGAAGGAGACGAAUUUCUCAUCACUGGUAUAUCAGACGGAAGAAAAUCCAAACAUUUAUGAAGAUAACUAUAAACAGUUACAACGUUUCGUCGAUAGUUCAUUGGAUUCAUAUCGACACGAAUUAUCGAAAUUGUUGUAUCCAGUAUUCGUGCAUAUGUAUCUGGAAUUGGUUUGCAGUGGUCAUGAAGAACAGGCCAUUUCAUUCAUGCGAUUAUUCGGUAAACAACAGGAAUUUUGUUACACCGAUGAUAUCAAUCGAUUAUCAUUGAUUACGAAACGUGAUCAUUUAUCCAUGUACAACGAAGUAUUGGAAAGUUUUCGAAAUUCACAACAAUUAUAUACAAUACGGCUGUCAAGAGAUUCGUAUAAUUAUCUCAAACGAUUUCUCCAGGAUAAAUCACAAACAUCCAGUGGUAAAGCGACCAUUUUGGUAAACAUUAUUCAGGAACAUUUGUUCAUCGAUGUUUAUGAAGGAUUGACUCGUAGUAAGAUGAAUGUCGAAGCAUUAUCGGGCGCAAUGUUUGGUGAAGCGAGUCGAGAUAUAAAUAAAAAACGUGUCUAUUAUGGCCUAUUCAAAGAACCGGAUCUUAAAAUCGAUAUGUUUGAUUUGGAUAUCGAUCUCGAUUGUUCAAGUCAACAUAAUGUCAAUUCGAAUGAUGUUUCGAUGAACGAUGCAACUGGUGGAUCAUCGACAACCACCACUGGUCAUGCAUCAUUUUCGAUGAAGAAGAAAAAAAUGAAAAAAGAUUCCAGUCAUUCGAAAAAAGCUCGAAACGAUCCGAACGCACCGCCGUUGACAAGGAUACCGAUACCCGAAUUACGUGAUACUGAACAGCUGGAGAAACGAAGAGCGAAAAAAGAAGCUACUAAGGCAUUGAAAUUAGAAAAUGAUCUUCUUCCAUCCAUAUGUUUGUAUACAUUGUUGAAUGCUCAACAAACGACGAAUGAAACGAGUGCCAUUUGCGCUGAAAUAUCAGAUGAUUCUACGCUGUUGGCUGUUGGAUUUUCAGAUUCAUUCAUACGGAUAUGGCCAUUAACACCGGGCAAACUUCGUGGCCUCAAACCGGCCAACGAAUUAGAACAUUUGGAUAAAGAAUCUGACGAUGUUAUAUUGCGUAUAAUGAUGGACAUGGGCGGUGAUUUAAAGAUAUUAUUUGGCCAUAGUGGCCCUGUUUAUGGUCUCAGUUUCAGUCCAUGUCGUGAUAUGUUAUUAUCGUGUUCAGAGGAUACAACCAUUCGUCUUUGGAGCCUUUUAACAUGGACCAAUGUUGUCGUCUUUAAGGGUCAUUGUUUUCCCGUUUGGAAUGUCAAAUUCAGCCCACACGGUUAUUAUUUUGCAUCCUGUUCACAUGAUCGCACAGCUAGACUUUGGGCUACCGAUAAUCACAAUCCUUUGCGUUAUUUUACUGGUCAUUUUGCCGAUGUUGAUUGUGUACAAUUUCAUCCAAAUUCCAAUUAUGUGGCUACCUCAUCAUCUGAUCGUUCAAUUCGUCUGUGGGAUUGUCUGAAUGGUCAAUGUGUUCGAUUGAUGACCGGUCAUAAAGAUAAUGUCCAUGUUUUGGCAUUCGAAAAUUCCGGUCGAUUUUUAGCAUCGGCCGGCGCAGAUAAACGAAUUUUGAUCUGGGAUCUGGCUUCUGGUCAUUUGGUAGCCGAUUUUUCCGGUAUCCAUACGAAUUCCAUUUAUACGCUGGCAUUUAAUCGUGGUCCCGAAUCAAUAAUAUUGGCAUCUGGUGGUCUUGAUAAUCGUGUCAUUCUCUGGAACAUGAAAGCAUUAGUGGAUGAUUUAGAUUUCCAGGAAUUGACUCCAACAUCCAUGCCUACGAUUAAAUCAAAAAGUGAAACCUAUUUAUUGGCGAAAUAUCCAACAAAAUCCACCUAUAUACUAUUGAAUCAUUUCACACGUCGUAAUCUGUUGCUAUCGAUUGGUGCAUUUCAUCAAUUAUCAUCAUCAUCAUUAUCAUCAGCAUCACAAUAAAAAUUGGACAAUUUUUUUCAUUUAUAAAAAUUUCUUUGGAAAAGUAAAUUCUAAAAACCCAGUCGAUAUUGGAAAAGUGACUACUAAUGCUACUAAUUUAUGGUGAUCACAAAAUGCCCAAACGCCCACUCACAUAAUAAUUUGGAAUUGGCUAAAUAUAUCUCAAAUGAUGAUUCCAUUGCCAGGGUGGGAUGAGAACAACAAAAUAAUGAGGGGCACCAGGAACCGACGUUUUCCCGUCACGUAUGCAGAAUUUCUUAUCAUUUGAUUUGAAAUUUUUGUGAAGGCGUCGCAUUGUAUCGUAUCCGAUCACUGUACCUGUACAUGUUUGAUUUUCAUCACUAAUUCCAGCGAAUUGCCUUAAACUUCGAACUCGCGUUUUGUCAUAAUGUAUUAUUCAAAAAGGGAGAAUCUCUCUGUGAGCCCAACCCAUCGAUGAAUUGAAUUGAUUGAUUACCCUCCGGUCUAUAUGUGAUCACUGAUUUUGCAUUGAAUGAAUUAUGAAUUUAAAAAAAACUCGAUUUUCUCAUUCGUUCGUGUUCACGGUGAUGGUGGUGGCAAGUCACAAGACUGCAUGAUCCAUCCAUAACCGGCCUUUGUUCUAUCUGAGAACUCAUACACAUCCAUAAUGACAAUAUGUUUCUAUUUUAUCAUCAAAUCAAUAAAAAAUUUCUUAGA
This is a messenger RNA of Dermatophagoides farinae (American house dust mite), 3375 nucleotides long. RefSeq names its product transcription initiation factor TFIID subunit 5. NCBI's taxonomy places the organism in Eukaryota, Metazoa, Arthropoda, Arachnida, Sarcoptiformes, Pyroglyphidae. Gene Ontology annotation, cellular component: transcription factor TFIID complex. Gene Ontology annotation, biological process: transcription initiation at RNA polymerase II promoter. The record is from RefSeq and is a predicted model, not a curated record. Gene Ontology annotation, molecular function: RNA polymerase II general transcription initiation factor activity; protein binding.